AGAGCGCAGCGGGGCUCCGGGUCGCACUUUGCGCCUCUGGUCCCAGCGGAGCGUGGUGACGCGCGCCGUAGCGUGGGGUUUCCCGGGGCUGAGCGCAGGGUUACCGCGCCCAUCGCCGCUUGCUUCAUGGCCGGGGGAAGAGACUGAGGUGCGGGAGAGGAACGAGAAAGCCUGGCGAAGGAACGAGAGGCAAAAAAAAUAAAAAAUACCCAGCCACACCAGACUAGAAGGGUUAGGGAAGCGGCCGCGGGCUCUGAACAGACGCAGCGAGUCGGGGCGGCGCGACGCCCGUUUGGUGAGAAUUUAACCGGCUUCACGGCUUUGCGGUGCCUCCUGUCCGUUUGUGCCGCCGGCGUGCCCGGUGUAUUACACUCGGCAGGUCGGGAAAAUAUAUAUCAUUUAAAGAACUGGGGAACGGGGAGUGCCGCCCCUCGGUAGCUAGUCGGCUUUAGCCAGCUGAAAGUCUGCUGAUCGCCGGUUGAUGAGGAGGAGCGCGAUCGGACGGUUUCUGUCUCCACCGUCACCAGUCAAUGCCAUAUAUACACAACGGACACCGACGAGUAAAAAAACUGAUUUGCCAGUGUCUCGCCGGCCAGAGUGAAGUCUACUGUUUAGAGGAAGAUGAGUGAACUGGACCAGCUACGCCAGGAGGCUGAGCAACUCAAGAACCAGAUCAGAGAUGCCAGGAAAGCCUGUGCAGAUGCCACCUUGUCCCAGAUCACGGCGAACGUGGAUCCCGUUGGUCGGAUCCAGAUGCGCACUCGGAGGACCCUGAGAGGUCACCUGGCUAAGAUCUACGCCAUGCACUGGGGCACCGACUCCAGGCUCCUUGUCAGUGCCUCCCAGGAUGGAAAGCUAAUCAUCUGGGACAGCUACACCACCAACAAGGUGCAUGCCAUCCCUCUCCGUUCCUCCUGGGUCAUGACCUGCGCCUACGCGCCUUCUGGGAACUACGUGGCCUGCGGCGGCCUGGAUAACAUCUGCUCCAUCUACAACCUGAAGACCCGCGAGGGCAACGUGCGCGUGAGCCGCGAGCUGGCCGGACACACAGGUUACCUGUCCUGCUGCCGUUUUCUGGAUGACAACCAGAUUGUUACAAGCUCUGGAGACACCACUUGCGCCCUCUGGGACAUCGAGACCGGCCAGCAGACGACCACAUUCGCCGGCCACACCGGCGAUGUCAUGAGUCUCUCGCUGGCUCCUGACAGCCGGCUGUUCGUCUCGGGGGCCUGUGACGCCUCCGCCAAGCUGUGGGAUGUGCGGGAAGGCAUGUGCAGGCAGACAUUCACCGGCCAUGAGUCCGACAUCAACGCCAUCUGUUUCUUCCCCAACGGCAACGCCUUUGCCACGGGCUCAGACGACGCCACCUGCAGGCUCUUCGACCUCCGCGCCGACCAGGAGCUGAUGGUGUACUCGCACGACAACAUCAUCUGCGGCAUCACCUCCGUGGCGUUCUCCAAGAGCGGCCGGCUGCUGCUGGCCGGAUACGACGACUUCAACUGCAACGUCUGGGACACCCUGAAAGCCGACCGCGCAGGGGUGCUGGCAGGUCACGACAACCGCGUCAGCUGUUUGGGGGUGACAGAUGACGGCAUGGCGGUAGCCACUGGCUCAUGGGACAGUUUCCUUAAGAUCUGGAACUGAGGCCUGGAGGCUGCAUUCGGAUUCAAUUCGACUGGAAGACCAUUCCAACAUUUAAAGUUAAACUUCAUUGCAUAUCUGAUCUUCUCAAACAACACAAAAGAACUGUAACGAAAGCCCCAGGAACCUUCAACGGGAAAAGGCCUUUCCUCUUCCUCCAAAACGAAAAAUAAAAAUAAGAGCACAAUUGAUAGCCCCCGAGAUAAGAGAAGUGGAGAAUCCCUGUGGUAUGAAAUGAGUAACAAGAAAAAUUGUGAAUUUCUUUUUUUUUUUUUUUUUUCCUGGGACCAUUUUAUGUUUCUACCUUGAAAUAGGAAAAACACAACACUAUCAUCCCAUGCGAAAGUGUCAUGUAUCUUGAAAAGAAAUGUUGGAGUGUAAUUGUACAAAAUGGUUAGUUUUUAAUUUUUCCUUUUCGUUUCAAGGAUUCUGUGGGUGAAACUCCUGGUUUGUGUUCAGAGGAGAAUGAGGUUUUUUUUUUUUUUGUCUCAGUCUAAGUAUUUUGGAUUUCAGUUUGUAGAUAAGUUUUAAUACAGAAGCCUGCCAUUUUUUCUCCAGCUUUACUGAGGAAAGUUAAUAUACCACAAGCAAAUGGUGAGAGCUUUAUUGGAAAUUCCAGCCAGCUUUCAGAGGAUGCCACCUCUGUACGGUUAGUUCUGGAUGGUUAUUCCUUUUACAUUUCCUUACUGUUUUUCUGUCUUGCCACAAAUGGAAACUUUGAAUAUACUGAGUAACGUAAAAGCAUCUGCUAACCAAGCACAUACUGAUAAAGGUGAUGAAUGCUUGUUUUUACAAACAAAGAGAGCAGUUAACAACAUUUUGUCCUUGUACAUUGUUAUUGGGUAAUAUAGAAUAAUUUAAGAUUAA
Molecule: messenger RNA, 2508 nt
Organism: Paramormyrops kingsleyae
Lineage: Eukaryota; Metazoa; Chordata; Actinopteri; Osteoglossiformes; Mormyridae
Product: guanine nucleotide-binding protein G(I)/G(S)/G(T) subunit beta-1
Biological process (GO): signal transduction
Molecular function (GO): protein binding
Source: RefSeq, a predicted model, not a curated record